This is a messenger RNA of Ornithorhynchus anatinus (platypus), 652 nucleotides long. RefSeq names its product chromosome 7 C1orf162 homolog (gene C7H1orf162). The coding region runs from base 38 to 445 and encodes 135 amino acids. The record is from RefSeq and is a predicted model, not a curated record. The transcript has 6 exons. Lineage: Eukaryota; Metazoa; Chordata; Mammalia; Monotremata; Ornithorhynchidae.
CCAGAGCUUAGAACACUGCUUGGCACCAAAGAAGAGAAUGGGAAAUAAAGCCUCCAGACCCACAAAGACCCCUGAAACAACGGUCACCGUGACUUCACAACACCCAACUCCUGGCUCCUCACACUGUGCCUCGCCUCAUCUUGAGAACUCCAUGAUCCUCUAUUUAUCACUGACCUUUGUUACCGGCGUGCUGCUGACUCUUCUAACAGUUGCCAUCGUCUAUCUAAUCAGGAAGAGGAAGAGGAAAUACCUCCCAGACUCUAAAAGAGUGGCUGCCCAGACCUCGGAUCUUCUCCCACUCCCUUCUCCCAAGCUUUCUCCCAGCCCUGACGAUGCCCUGGUCUAUUCUACUUUAAUACCCGGAUUCCCUCUGGGAGAAAGCCAGCCCCACAAUUCUAAAGAUCUGGACCCUGUGGUGUACGCAGAAGUUGGAGCAAGAUCCUGACCCCACAUUCCGUUGGGAGAGAAGAAGCACCAUCCCAGCCAUCUCCAGUCUUAUCCCACUGGCAACCUAUGUCUUCCCUGGCCCAGAUUUCUGGUCCCUUUGCUCUGAAGAGGUGUGUAGGGGACUCUGCUUCCCCCCCAUGAGUGUGUUGGCUCCUUCAUUCAUUCAUUCAAUCAUUUUUAUUAGGCACUUACUGUGUACUGUACU